AUGGAUACAAUAGACAGAGAGCAUUGCGAUUUACGUGAUUUUGGGGCAGGCAUUGGACACUUGGAAGCUCUCCAGCUCCUGACUGGUCUGGCGCGCACCCACUGUACUGACAGGAGUGUACUGCUCCCUUUCUCACGUGACUCGGCUGCGAUUAUUUCCAUGGAGGACCUUCUCUAUAAUAUGUUUCUUUGUGUUAUUAUUUCAGUUGUAAUAUUUUUCUUUAUAUUCCGUUCAUCUCGGAGCCGGCGUCUCCGGUUGCCGCCGGGGAGUCUGGGGCUGCCUUUUGUGGGGGAGACACUUCAGCUUAUUGCUGCGUACAAAACUGAGAAUCCUGAGCCUUUCAUUGACGAGAGGGUGAACCGGUUCGGUUCCAUAUUUACCACCCAUGUUUUUGGUGAACCGACGGUGUUCUCCGCCGACCCAGAAACGAACCGGUUCAUAUUGCAGAAUGAAGGGAAGCUGUUUGAGUGUAGCUACCCGGGUUCGAUAUCGAACCUUUUGGGAAAGCAUUCUCUUUUGUUGAUGAAAGGGAGUCUCCACAAGAGAAUGCAUUCUCUAACUAUGAGUUUCGCUAAUUCCUCCAUUAUUAAAGACCAUCUUUUGGUGGACAUCGACCGGCUAGUCCGGCUCAAUAUGGACUCCUGGACCGACCGGGUCUUCCUCAUGGAAGAAGCCAAGAAGAUUACAUUUGAGUUAACAGUGAAGCAACUGAUGAGUUUUGAUCCUGGAGAAUGGACGGAAAGUCUGAGAAAAGAAUACGUUCUUGUUAUUGAAGGCUUCUUCACCGUCCCUCUGCCCAUUUUCUCCACCACCUACCGCAGAGCUAUUCAAGCGAGGACGAAGGUGGCAGAGGCGUUGAGUUUGAUAGUGAGGCAGAGGAGAAAAGAGAGUGAAUCGGGUGAGAGAAAGAGUGACAUGUUGGGUGCACUUUUGGCCGGAGACGGUGGGUUUUCCGACGAGGAAAUUGUCGAUUUCUUAGUUGCUUUAUUGGUGGCUGGCUAUGAAACCACCUCUACUAUUAUGACUCUCGCUGUUAAGUUCCUCACGGAGACCCCUCUCGCUUUGGCUCAACUGUAUGAGGAGCAUGAGGGGAUCAGGAAGAAGAAGAAGAAGGAAGAGGGUCUUGAAUGGAGUGAUUAUAAAUCAAUGCCAUUUACUCAGUGUGUUGUUAAUGAGACCCUGAGAUUGGCAAACAUAAUCGGUGGAGUAUUUAGAAGAGCAAUGACUGAUAUUGACAUUAAAGGUUACACAAUUCCAAAAGGAUGGAAGGUUUUUGCAUCAUUUAGAGCUGUACAUUUAGACCAUGCCCAUUUUAAAGAUGCUCGCUCUUUCAAUCCAUGGCGAUGGCAGAGUAAUUCAGGAGGAACAAGUUCAGUGAAUGUGUUCACCCCAUUUGGAGGAGGGCCACGGCUGUGCCCCGGUUAUGAACUUGCCAGAGUUGAGCUCUCAGUUUUUCUUCAUCACAUAGUCACUCGUUUCAGUUGGGUUCCAGCUGAAGAGGACAAGUUAGUUUUCUUUCCGACGACUAGGACGCAGAAGAGGUAUCCAAUUAUUGUUAAGCCUCGAAAUGUAGAAGAAGAAGAAGAAGAAGAAGAGUAAUCAUGUUUUAAUGUUGUAUUAGUAGAAUAUUAUUAUGUAAAUUAUCAUAUUUACAUUUAUUAUUUAACUAAGCCGCCCUGUUAAUUAUUAUUAUUAAUAAAGGUUAGUGGGUAUCAAUU
Messenger RNA from Pistacia vera, 1718 nucleotides. Its product is annotated as cytochrome P450 90A1. Gene Ontology annotation, biological process: brassinosteroid homeostasis; brassinosteroid biosynthetic process; sterol metabolic process. Gene Ontology annotation, molecular function: heme binding; oxidoreductase activity, acting on paired donors, with incorporation or reduction of molecular oxygen; iron ion binding. The record is from RefSeq and is a predicted model, not a curated record. The coding region runs from base 1 to 1599 and encodes 532 amino acids. NCBI's taxonomy places the organism in Eukaryota, Viridiplantae, Streptophyta, Magnoliopsida, Sapindales, Anacardiaceae. The transcript has 9 exons.